Molecule: messenger RNA, 653 nt
Organism: Cydia amplana
Lineage: Eukaryota; Metazoa; Arthropoda; Insecta; Lepidoptera; Tortricidae
Exons: 6
Coding region: 1-633 (210 amino acids)
Source: RefSeq, a predicted model, not a curated record
AUGAACGACAGUGAGAUCGACAGCUUGAAGACCGAAUUAGACCAUGAAAAAUCAUGCAGAGAUGCGGUAUCCUGGCAGAAUGAUGAUUUCCAAAAGCAAAUCGUGUCGGUUCAAGAUGAGCUCCGUAAAACCGACUACAUUUGGGAUAACGACGAAGAUUUGGAGCGGGAGAGCUCGAGGCACAAGCACCUCCUGGAUGCAAUCGACCAAUUGAAAGCGGAGUUGCCCAUUUGGAAAGAAAAGUUGAAAAACGCCAAAGUUUGCGGACCAGAUUGCAAGUUGAAGCACGAUGAUCUAAACAUAAAUCUCGACAUUCUUACUCCAGCUGAGCUGCUGCGUACUGUGAAGCGGUUCGAGAGGAUCAAGACAGACCUGAUCAGCACCCUUCGCAGCAAGGAGUGGCGUCUGGAUUCCGAGUCCAAGUUGUUCGUCCGUGUGAACGACCAGCGGACGUACCUGCAAAACGAACUGAUGAUCUGCCAGAACAACAUCAUGCGUCUGCAAAGAAACGGCUCGUAUUGGCAACACGUCUCCCGACGAGCCGACGAGCGAGUGCUGGACAAGCGAGGAUCUCUCAAGAAGGUCCUAGGACCCUCGGGCUUAGGCCAGCGCCUGCCCCCCAUCGCCACCUAAUGUGCUUCACCACAACACAA